Molecule: messenger RNA, 931 nt
Organism: Ceutorhynchus assimilis (cabbage seed weevil)
Lineage: Eukaryota; Metazoa; Arthropoda; Insecta; Coleoptera; Curculionidae
Source: the annotation of a GenBank genome assembly
GACACAGUCAAAUCGCGUCUUCGUAACUGACAAAAAAUACACCAUGAACUUCUUCGUGUUCGUAGCUUUCUUCGCCUGUUUGGCAGCAGCAAAUGCAGGCGUAGUUGUAGCACCCUCAGCUAAAAUCAUCCAAGGACCUAGCUCCAGAACCACCAUAGUCGGUCCAGAUGGUAGUUCCAUUUCUUCAGUCCAACCAGGAGGUGCCAUCGUCCACGAAGACGGUGCCGCCAUUGUAGCCGAUACUGCACCAAUUGUAGCUCGUCAUGCUCCAGCUCUAGCUUACUCAGCUGCUCCAAUCGCUUACACCGCUCCAUUGCAUUACUCAGCUCCUUUGGCCUACACCGCACCAGUGGCCUACAACGCUCACUUAGCUUACAACGCACCGUUAGCUUACAGCUCUCCAUUAGCUUACAGCGCUCCGUUAGCUUACUCAGCUGGUGUAGUAGCUGAAAAGCAAUUGGACACUGUUGUAGCUGGACCGUCUGGAACGAUUGCCACAACGAAGACUGUCAAUCGUCCAGCUUUGGUUGCUGCUCCUCAAGUUUACGCCGGUGGACUUCAUGCCGCUUACUACCUUUAAGAAAGACGCCAUAAUAUGACUUUAAUUUAUUUUUAGAAUGUAAGAGAAAAAUUUAAAAAAAAAAUCAAUAAAGACGAAGAACAUAAUAUUUCCACUGGCUCUAUUUAUUUUGUUUAAAUAUAUCUAACAAACCAUACAUUAUUAGGAGUCUGUUUUAUACAAGCUUUACGGAUGGUAUGCAUUUUCUAAUCAUGCUUUAUUUUUGUACCCAAGAAACACUGCUUGGGGAGUCGUAUUUUUCAACAUUCACAAACUCAAUCGCAGAGCAAUUAAAACUAGCAGAGAACAAUAUAUAUUUUUUUUAAUGGCGUACGUUCUUUAUCAAUAGGAGUCAUUAUUUUGAAAUAAAGC